Pisolithus orientalis is the source of this 4842-nucleotide messenger RNA. RefSeq names its product RhoGAP-domain-containing protein. The record is from RefSeq and is a predicted model, not a curated record. Gene Ontology annotation, cellular component: cytoplasm. The transcript has 9 exons. The coding region runs from base 174 to 4466 and encodes 1430 amino acids. NCBI's taxonomy places the organism in Eukaryota, Fungi, Basidiomycota, Agaricomycetes, Boletales, Pisolithaceae. Gene Ontology annotation, biological process: signal transduction; regulation of GTPase activity.
AUAUCGUGUCGCGCACGCGCCCGCGCCCGUGGCCCUCCGUCCAAUCGUUUCCACAAUCAACGGCUUUUCCUGAGAGCUCGCUCUGUCCUUUCUGCCCGCUGGCCCAUCUCCCAAUCCGCCGGCCCGUUCGUUUGGGCUUCCAGCUUCCCCCGUACAGUAGAUAGUAGAGACCCAUGACCGAUCUCGUCCAGGCUAACCCACUCAAUGCUAUCGAGAAUAGGCUCUGUCCUGGCUGUAAACAGUCUGCGGUAAAUGAAACUGGGGGCUUAGUCGUAGCAUUUGGCCAGUCUUUCUUCCACGUCAACUGUUUCAAGUGCGCAAAGUGCAACCAACAAGUAACUGCAGAUACCAACCUCCUCUUACUCUCUGAUGGAUCCCCCAUCUGUGCAAACUGCAGUUACAAUUGCAACAUUUGCCAGCAGCCCAUCCUCGAUGAAGCCAUCAUGACCGGUGACGACUCUUACCACGCCCACUGCUUCAAGUGCAAAGUAUGCCAUAAUCGCAUCGACGAACUCGUCUUCGCCAAAACAAGCCAAGGCAUAUACUGUAUGUCCUGCCACAACGAGCGCAUGGCCAAGAUCCGUCGUCAUGCUCACCGAAAAAGAGAAAAAGAAAAAGCUGCCUCCGGAAGUGGUUCUUCCUCCACCCGCGAACGUGAUGCUCGCGAUCAUCUUACUGACUAUGCUGCUUCGGAUCGGUCUCGCGACACCAUUUCAACCCAGGCAUCUUUGCGAUCCAAGGCAUCCACAAGUACGUUUCGUGAAACCCGCUCCACGAAGGGCGUGGAGCUGUCAACCCCAGCCAAGAAACGCAAGUCAUUGCCACCCGCAGACAACACACCCACUGCUGUUAAAACUGGGCCGUCAAGCACUGCUGCCUCGGGGGAUCUCAAACGAGAUCAUUGCGUACCGUCUCAGUCAUUUUCGUCUGAUGCUGCACCCUUUCAGGCAUUCUCUAUGACGGUAGCCCCGCCAGAGCUGAAUGGUUCAAGUGUUGACGAGCAUGGUGUACUCGUGAAUGGCCACUCUGGUCCUCAAUCGCACAGUCUCGAUCCAACGGACUGCAGAACAUCCCUCGGGCAUCUCCAGGCACUACCAUCUGAUGGUAGUACAACAGGAAAAUCCUACCUCAGCCCUCUAUCUGCAGGUGGCCCUAAAAACGUACAUCGGAGGAAGAGUUAUGACGACGGUGUACGGCCGCUUAACUUCCUUUUUGGUAAAAAGAGCUCCAACCAAGACGCUAAGAACCCUGUCGACAAGUCGCAAAAUCUUGGCCUCUUUGUACCUAACGGUAGUACUAAUGGGAGUGAGAAGCGGCGAUCGAUAAAUCCAGCACUGGCCAACGCGACUGGUAUGGCACCUGAGAUGGUCCGCUCUCACACCGUACCUGUUCAGGUUGCCCACUCGCCUGUGACACCGUCGCCUUCCAAACCCUUGUUCGAGCCCUCAGCGACACGCCGUGCGUCAAACAACAGCUCGUUGCAUGAUGCAGCAUCAAUUUUAACUGUUUACCAUUCGCCCCUAUCAUCCCCGACACCAACAGAGAGCGGACGUGGAACGCCAGAUUCAGUGCGCAUGCGGACUAUAUCACACGACCCCCAAUCCGCUCCACCAUCCGCUCGACCGGGAACUCCCUUGCGCAACGCCCUGCAUCCUGACGGCGCAGUACGCACAGACGGCUUUGGUAAUGUCUCGCGCUCACUCGAUAGUUCGAGCAGCUAUUCGGUGAACGGCCGACUGUCCCCUAUUGGGCCACGAUCGGCACGUUUGGACGGGACAAACUCUGGCCUUUCGUCUCCGCUCAGUUGGACUGACCGUUCAGGAACAGUUUCCCCGGCGUCUCCAUCGCAUACCGCGGACGUGCCGCACAGCAUCGAGAGUGGAACAGAUACAGAGGCUGAGGCUGAUUACGAGAAAAGUCCUGAUAAAACCCCUGUCACAACUUCAGACUCGCCCCCUGUCCUGCCGCCGAAGGAGUUCAAAUCAAAACGUCGUCCGAGCAAUCUGAAUUUGGAGAAUGUGAGGAUGGAUCCAGACGUAUCCGUUGUCUCUCAGUUAGAUGGCGAAGAGGAGUCUUCCCCUGUAGAGCGCACAUCUAUUGCCACGUUUAUCGCUCCUGCCUUGCCACCCAUUCGUUUCUCUAUGUCUGGAUCGGACUUCUCGGAGUUCUUGAAAUCUGUUGGGGGCGUACCACCCCUGAAGUCGCUGGAUCAGAUUUCUGGGGGAGCAAAGGAUGGCGCAGAGAACGUAUCAGCCACGAACAACAGCAUAAUGACGCGCUCUAUCCAGCAAACUAGCCCUGAGCAGUCAACUUCGUCGCAGCAUCCCACACCGCCCAUCAACGUCUCCGAUACCAAAGCGGAAGCCCUGUCGUCAAUUACUCCAGAUACCUCCAAAGAUGAGUCGGAGGUGAAUGAUGCAGCUCCCGAUAUCACACACGAGUUCCCUUCGCGCGGCCGUGCUGCCUCUGAAUCGCUCUCACCGUCGUUAGCAAGUGAAUCCGGCACUUCGGAGAGGAAACGGCUUAACUCGAAUGCUUCACUCAACGUGCUAACAUCUGCUGCGCGGAUCACGCUUACCGCUCCGGAGUCGGCGACAACGACCCCGGUUUUGAGCGAAUCAUAUGAAUUCGUUCUGCAGAGACUGCAGGAAAUGUUGGCGGAUGCAAAUGAAAAGGGGUCAUUACAGCUACGGUUUAAUAAGUCAUUCGUGGAAACUAUUUUGUCGGUUAUGGAACAGAGGCAUGUAGAGUAUACUGAUCUCAAGUCGCAUUAUGACGGGACGAAGAGAGCCAGCCAACAGUACAUGCACGGCCUCACCGUUGCUCAGAAAGAGUACGAUCGCGAGUUAGUCGCUCGUCGAAAUACUGAGGCCGAGGUUAUCCGCCUGCGGGUACUACUCUCUGGACAGGCAGCCAAGCUGACUGCGCUGAGUGGCGAGAGCAAGAGACUGGAAGUGCGGAAACAGUUGUCAGAGGAGCUCACCAAGGAUCUUGUCCACUUGGGGAAAGACCUCUCUAAGCUAAAGGCAGAACGAGACUUGGCUUUAGCGGAGAUGGAGGAGUUGUAUUCAUCAAAGAGUACGGCUCUCUUCAGUGAAGUACCAGCAACACACUUCAGCCGAUCGCUUGCUAUGCGCUUGGACAACCUCAAGUCCCAGUACAGGCACGAGCUUCUACCGCUCAGUGAACAACGAGAGUGUUUAAUGCGAGAAAUUACCGAACUCAAAGCAUCAAGAGAUCAGUUCCUGGAGGAGACGACCGUCCUCAACGCCCGAAAUGAGGAACUUGCUCAGCUCAGCACGCAAUAUGCACGUCGGAUGGAAGCCGCGCGUUCUGAGACUCCAGUGUUGGAUAUUUCACCACCACCGAUGUCCGACGACGCGAGCAAGCUGCAUAGAAAGAAGAGCAUGUCACUAGAUCGAUUUCGCCAUUCCCCGGAGACCUCUACGUCAGUGCAACACUCGCUUAGCGCCAGCUCCACACAGAGCACCAACGCUGUUGUUGAGGACAGGGAGAAAGGCAACCGCACCCCGAAGCCCGAUCAAUCAGAUGCACUAUCGACACUCAAAUCCGGCAAGUUCAAGUGGCCCGGAUCACGUACGAAGGAAGCUGCCACGUAUCCGUCUGACCACAGGGGCAAGAUGCACAUGGAACACAACUUCCAGCAAGCAAGUACUUUGCGGUUCGCGCGCUGCGAUCACUGUGGGGAUAAACUAUGGGGAACCUCACAGCUCCGUUGCUCAAAUUGUCACAUCAGCGUCCACUCACGCUGCAUGAAUCAAGUGCAGUUGGUAUGCACUCAUCAACCUCGGCACCGAGAUGACGUGAAUGGACACGUCGUUGCACUGCCAUCUAUGUUCGGCCGCGACCUUGUUGAGCAAGUGAAGUCGGACUAUAGGUGGGGUGACCGCAAGGUCCCUAUAAUUGUCGAGAAGUGUAUAGAGGCCGUGGAGGCGGUCGCACUGGAUUACGAGGGCAUCUACCGCAAAACUGGAGGAUAUGGCCAGACGAAGAUCAUCACCCAGCUGUUUGAACGGCAGGAUUAUGCCGCGUUCGACCUUCGAGACACUGACCGGUUCAACGAUGUGUGCAGUGUGACAUCGGUGCUAAAGGCCUACUUCCGUUCGUUGCCUGUGCCGUUGUUGACUUUCGACUUACAUGGGGAGUUUAUUUCUGCGGCUGGACUCAAAGAUCCUGCUCUUAAGACAAAACACCUCCAGGAGCUUGUGGAUCGGCUCCCCUCUGAACACUAUCAUACGUUGCGCCUACUAGUGUUACAUCUGCAUCGCGUGCGGGAACAUAGCGAUCAAAACCUAAUGACGGCUCGUAACCUUGGUGUCGUCUUUGGACCAACACUCAUGUGGUCGAGAGACCCAGGGUCGGAAUUCAGCGACAUGGCCGGCAAGGCCCUGAUGGUGGAGUGGUUGGUGGAUAAUGCCCUGACCAUUUUCUCGCCACAGCCGUGAUACCGGUCUCUAAACUUCUCAUCUACUUUUUCCCUCAUUCCCGUCUUGAACAGUGUUUGUUUAUAUUAUUGUACUCUGCGUAUUCGAAUCUUCGUAUUUCCGCUGUCGGUUACAACUAUAUUCCCUCCAGGUUUUUUUCUACAGUGUUGGAUUGGCAUCGCAUCAUAUCCCGUUUUGGAUUCUCGUUCCUCACAGGGAUUCGUCCUAUUUACCAACCUAUGUACCGUGCACUCGUUACUACUAUUUGACCCUCGACAUAGCUUCCUUUCGCACCGCCACAAUUGUUUAUCAGCCUAUUCCCGUUCACCGGGUUUAUUAUUCCACUUGAUAGAUACCCAUUUUUCGAUUCACUUAACACGUGGUUCUUCAGGAGGGU